UUCCACUCCCCCCAUUGCUCUGUGUGUGGGCAGCAGGGCUUCUGCUUGACGCCUGAGAGAUGAGCUCCCGUGGCUUAGCCCUGGCACCUCCAGCCAAGAACGUGCUUGUGUAUCGCAACGGUGACCCCUUCUUCCCCGGGAGGAGGUUUGUGGUGAACCAGCGGCGCUUCCUGACCUUGGAGGCCUUCCUGAACGAGGUGACCAAGGGCAUCGAUGCACCCGUGGCCGUGAGGAACCUCCACACCCCCCGGCACGGCCGCUGCGUGGCGGGGCUGGGGGACCUGCAGGACGGGUGCCAGUACGUGGCUGCGGGCUUGGAGAGGUUCAAAAAGCUUGACUAUUUAAAUCAUGGAAGGAAGGAGCUCCAUGGGAUGAAGCACAAUGAGGGUCUGCAGCUCCACACUGCAGCUCCCUGGAAGUCGCGACGGCAGAAGGACACCCGCCCGCCGUGCACCAUACAUGUUUUCCGGAAUGGGGAUUUGCUGAGCCCUCCUUUCCCUCUGCCAGUCUCUAACAGCGCCCUGCUGCAGUGGGAUUCACUCUUGGCCACGGUGACAGAGAAAGCCGCCCUGCACAGUGGAGCUGUCCAUAGGCUCUGCAGGCUGGAUGGAACCUGGGUGUCUGGUGGAGAGGAGCUGGUGGAUGGCGGAUACUACGUGGCGGUGGGAAAUGAGGAGUACAAGAAACUGCCUUACUUUGAGCUGCUGGUGCCCCAGGAUCCUGCCAGGAGGACACUGUGGAACCACCCAAAUAACAGGCGCAAAAGGCACCGCCAGAGGGUGAGUGGCUCAGCUGGCAUGGAACUGUGUGUGCUACCAUCACUGUUGUUGCUGCCCCAUUCCUCCACAAGCAGUGGAUGUGUCCAGUGAUCUCCAUUCCCAAUUGCCAUGGCUACGGUACCCUUGCUUGCACCACUCCCAAAGGAAUGGUGCUAGAGACACAUUAUAUUGGAGGUGAUGCACGGUUCUGCCUAGGAAGGCUCUUUGGAUGAAUUAGAACUUCAAAGGGAAAUGACUCCUUUGAACUUAAAGGAGAGAAAGGUCUAGUAAAGAAUGAGGUGAUGGUUCCUCAGGGGGGAGCCUGCUGUGCUGAGUUUGCUCUAGAGGCUGGGCAGCAUUUCUCAGUGGUUGGGCACUGUCAGCCUUUCCCCCACUGUUGUUAAUAUUUGAGUGUCACAGCUCUCCUUUGCAGUGGGACAGAAUCAUUAGGGGUUAACUAAACUACCUCUGAAUGAAGUGUAGAGACCCAAAUUUACAUACCAAAGCCAUAAGACUGGAAAGGGAAUCCUGGAAUUUAGUCCCAGGAUCUUUCUGUAAUAGUGAGGUGUGACAUUAAUUUCUUUCUCAGCACAAAAAGGCACAGGCUACAGGCACAUCACAAGAGGCUGUGGCAAGGAAAAGGGAUGCCAGUGACUCUGAGGAUGACAAGCACCAAACGAUGCUGCCGCUGGCAGGGAAGAGCUGGGAGGAGUUGGCAGAAGAAGUGUGAUGGGAGAAGAGGUACAUUCAGGUACACCUCUACCUGCACAGCUGCAGUAACAGCAGCAUGUGAAUCCCAGACUGCUUGACUACCAGGGCCUGGCCAGGCAUUCUGAUGGAUUCACAAACUCGCCCAAAAUCAAACAUCCUCAUCAUCUGGGCUUGAGCAGCACAGUAUCAGUGAGCAACGCAUCAGAUGCACAAUAUUGUUAAAUGAUGAUCUUUCCCCUUUUCUGCUGCUUGUCUGAACUCUAAUUCAGCUGGUUUGGAUCUGAACUUGGGAAGGAGGAAUAACUAAAUAGAAUACAUGCCUUUUACACUUUUCUCAACCAGGAACUUUAUUCUAUGUCAGAUAUUUCUUAUAAUGAGAUGCCAUUGCAUCACCAUCCCUCUGCUUUGGAAUGCUCGGAUGGUGUUUGCACCAAUCAAACCCAUUCCCCAAAACUGUAUAUAUAUUUCAUUCCUGUGAACUUGUUUUGGGAGCAGCUGCCUGAUUUCAGAGGAGUCAUGGUAAUAAACUGCUCUUGGAUUGAC
Messenger RNA from Neopsephotus bourkii (Bourke's parrot), 2012 nucleotides. RefSeq names its product doublecortin domain containing 2B (gene DCDC2B). Gene Ontology annotation, biological process: intracellular signal transduction. The record is from RefSeq and is a predicted model, not a curated record. Bases 60 to 869 code for a protein of 269 amino acids. Gene Ontology annotation, cellular component: microtubule organizing center; microtubule. The transcript has 6 exons. Lineage: Eukaryota; Metazoa; Chordata; Aves; Psittaciformes; Psittacidae.